Molecule: messenger RNA, 1026 nt
Organism: Fusarium redolens
Lineage: Eukaryota; Fungi; Ascomycota; Sordariomycetes; Hypocreales; Nectriaceae
Product: NADP-dependent oxidoreductase domain-containing protein
Exons: 3
Coding region: 1-1026 (341 amino acids)
Cellular component (GO): cytoplasm
Source: RefSeq, a predicted model, not a curated record
AUGUCUAAUAAUAUUGUACCUCUUCGCAGACUUGGCCGGCAUGGGCCGAUGGUCCCAGCAUUAGGUCUCGGUCUCAUGGGUAUGUCUACGUUUUACGGAACCCCGCCCAGUGACGAAGAGCGAUUCGCAGUGCUCGACCGGGCGUUGGAACUGGGUGCCACAAACUGGGACAGUUCCGAUAUGUACGGCGACAAUGAAGAACUUCUGGGUAAAUGGUUUAAGCGGACUGGGAAGAGAGACCGGAUCUUUCUUGCGACCAAGUUCGGGUUUGCCAAAGGCAUGGCCGACCUGAGCGUUAUUGACAGCUCGGGAGAGUACUGCAAAAAGGCCUGUGCAGAAAGCUUGAAGAGACUUGGCACGGACUGCAUUGAUAUCUACUACAUGCAUCGUGCAAACCCCAAGACCCCCAUUGAAGAGACCAUGCGUGCUAUGGCUGAGCUGAAAGCACAGGGAAAGAUCAAGUACAUUGGCUUGUCUGAAGUAAGCUCCACGACACUACGUCGCGCAUGCAAGAUCGCCCACGUAGAUGCCGUCCAGAUUGAAUAUUCGCCAUUUGUAUUGGAUAUCGAGGGUCCGGCGGGAACCAGCCUUCUCGUAACCUGCCGUGAGCUCGGCGUCGCUGUCGUUGCCUACUCGCCACUGGGCCGAGGUCUACUGACUGGAGCCUACACUACAAAGGAGUCUCUCACCAGUGAAGGUGACUGGCGUACUAUGAUGCCACAAUUUGCCGGUGAUAACUUGGACGCCAACGUAAAGCAAGUCAGAGAAUUCCAGGCACUGGCUAAUAAGACGGGGUGCACGCCGGCCCAGCUGGCGAUCGCUUGGCUCCUGAAGCAAGGCGACGACAUUAUUCCUAUCCCUGGUACUAAAAGAAUUAAGUAUCUUGAGGAGAACUGGGAUGCUCUCGGGGUCCAACUGACAGACAGCGAUGAGGCAGAGAUUAGAGAGUUCGUCAGCAGAGCUAAGCUUGCAGGUGGCCGAGCUGGGGCACAGCAAGGAUUUGCCGAUACAAUUGCAGAACCAUAA